This is a messenger RNA of Camellia sinensis, 580 nucleotides long. Its product is annotated as early nodulin-like protein 6. The record is from RefSeq and is a predicted model, not a curated record. Lineage: Eukaryota; Viridiplantae; Streptophyta; Magnoliopsida; Ericales; Theaceae. Gene Ontology annotation, cellular component: plasma membrane. Gene Ontology annotation, molecular function: electron transfer activity.
AUGUGUGUUGAGUUUGAAGUUGGAGAUGAUAAAGGUUGGGUUGUUCCCUCUUCAAAGAAGGACCAACUUUAUAAUGAAUGGGCUUCAAAGAACAGGUUUAAAGUUGAUGACACUCUCCGGUUUGAGUACAAGAAGGACUCAGUUAUGGUGGUGACUGAUGAGGAGUAUGAUAAAUGCAAAUCCUCCCACCCUUUGUUCUUCUCCAACAACGGCAACACAGUUUUCAAACUGGACAGGCCAGGGCUGUUCUACUUCAUUAGUGGGGUGGCCGGACAUUGCGAGCGAGGCCUGAAGAUGAUCAUCAAAGUUCUUGAGCCGGUGAGCCCGCCUCAGUCGACGCCGUCAAAUGGGACCUCCUCGGGUUCAUCCCAUAACAGUGGUGCAUCUUCCUCAACAAUUGUGCUGCUCAUGAUCAUGUCAUUGUUUGGGGCUUUUUUCAUGUAAAUUUUGGGUGCAUUAUUGGAGUUUAUUUUUUUUAAUCUCAUUUUUGAAGUUAAUUAGGUGACUGCGAAAGCAGCAAGAGUAGUCUACUUUAUUUGUUUAGUAUGGGAUUGAUUUUCUAAACUAUUAUUUUGGUUUU